Molecule: messenger RNA, 1553 nt
Organism: Castor canadensis (American beaver)
Lineage: Eukaryota; Metazoa; Chordata; Mammalia; Rodentia; Castoridae
Source: RefSeq, a predicted model, not a curated record
AGGUUGAAGGCUGCCUUGACUCACCACCCUGCUGCCAUGUCAAACGGGAAUAUGAACACCAUGGGGCACAUGAUGGAGAUGAUGGGCUCCCGGCAGGACCAGACACCACACCAUCACAUGCACUCACACCCGCAUCAGCACCAGACACUGCCGCCCCAUCACCCCUACCCACACCAGCACCAGCACCCUGCCCACCAUCCCCACCCGCAGCCCCAUCACCAGCAGAGCCAUCCACAUCAUCACUCCCAUUCCCACCUUCACGCACACCCGACACACCACCAGACCUCGCCACACCCACCCCUGCACACCGGCAACCAAGCACAGGUUUCACCAGCCACACAACAGAUGCAGCCAACCCAGACAAUACAGCCUCCCCAACCCACAGGAGGACGCCGGCGAAGGGUGGUGGAUGAGGAUCCUGAUGAGAGGCGGCGGAAAUUUCUGGAAAGGAACCGGGCAGCCGCCACUCGCUGCAGACAGAAGAGGAAGGUCUGGGUGAUGUCACUGGAAAAGAAAGCAGAAGAACUCACCCAGACAAACAUGCAGCUUCAGAAUGAAGUGUCUAUGUUGAAAAAUGAGGUGGCCCAGCUGAAACAGUUGUUGUUAACACAUAAAGACUGCCCAAUAACAGCCAUGCAGAAAGAAUCACAAGGAUAUUUAAGUCCAGAGAGUAGUCCUCCCACAAGUCCUGUCCCAGCGUGCUCUCAACAGCAAGUCAUCCAGCAUAACACCAUCACUACGUCCUCAUCCGUCAGCGAGGUGGUGGGAAGCUCCACCCUCAGUCAGCUCACCACCCACAGAACAGACCUGAAUCCGAUUCUUUAAAAUGCACGGUCACACCUUGCCUCUAAGAAGAGCUGCAGCAUACCACACAUCCUUUCUUGUAAGGGCAUUUUUAGAAUUAACUCAGACCUGGAAGACGCCCCAGCCCUUCAAAGACUGGCUCUCAUUUUUCUACUUAUUAUGGAAAUGUUGUCUUUUAUACUUACUUAUAUAAGAAAAAAGGGAGUUAUGCAAUUAAUAUCUAUCAGCUUGGGAAAUGCUUUGGUGCUUUUCUCCAAUUUUCUGGUACCAGAUACUUGUUUAUAAACAGAACCUUUUCUGUAUAUAGCCAUGGUUUCAUUCUUAUCAGACCGACCCUUUGCCUGAAACAAUGAAUCUUGUUAAACCACAGUUUUCAGCCAAAAUGAGGCAUACCCAGAUGUCAAGUAAGAUGGAUCCAAUGUAACUGGGAAGGAAAUCUGAUGACAUCAUAACUCAUGUUGAGUUUGUGCUGUGAUGUCACCAGAAUCCCAAAUAAACAUAAAGCCUUUCUGACAAUUUUUUUUCCUCUUACUAGAAAAAAAAUCAUGAUCCAUUGAUGUCUAAUAAAACUACCCCACAUCUUACCUCCUUCUUUCCUGCUCUUGGUUCAUGUGCUCAAAUGUCCAAUUUUACUCUCCAGUUCCACUUUAUCUUGGGUUCCCUGUUUACUCUUCAUUUUAACUUUCUUCUAUUUCAUUUUUUUUCUUCCCCUUUUAUCCUUGCAUGUGAAGAAGAAAAUAAUGUGUAAA